Molecule: messenger RNA, 1143 nt
Organism: Camellia sinensis
Lineage: Eukaryota; Viridiplantae; Streptophyta; Magnoliopsida; Ericales; Theaceae
Source: RefSeq, a predicted model, not a curated record
AUGAAUGACAUAGGUGCUGCUCUAGCAAAAACGGUUGAGGUUGAGAACGAUGGGGGCAAUCAAUUGAAUAUGAGUGACAUCGGUGAUGAUUUGGGUGAUGAACCAAUAGAUAUGGGUGAUGAACCAACACACAUAGGUGAUGAUCCGAGUGAUGAACCAACAAACAUGGGUGACUAUGAAGACCAAACAGUAGAUACAACUGAAAAAGUUAAUGAAGAUCUUACUGGACCUUUUCCUGGAGGGCCAUAUGAUCCUUCAAUUUUAAAGAGUUUUCAUUGUCACGUAGCAGCCAAAAUUUGGCAUAAUGAUGAAUGUGGAAUACUUAAAUGCUUAAAUCAUGGUUUUAAAGUUGGAGAAUGGUCAUUCAACUUGGAAGAUAAUGAACAGUCCAAAUUUCAUGUCUCUUGCAAGAAGUUAUCAAAUGUUGACGUUGCAAAUCUGCUAGUUGAGGCUUUGGGAGUAACAAUAGAUGAGGCAAAUGUAGCGUUGAAGGUAGCACGGGGCCAGUCUAUCAAGGUAGAAUGGUUGAGACAACGGUUUGGGUCAGCGACUGAUGUGGACAAUGAUAAUACCAUUGAGUGUGCAGCUAGGGCAUAUUUGUUAGGUUGUACCUUAUUUGCAGACAAGACAGCCAUACGUGUUCCGGUAGUGUAUUUGCCUUUUCUUAUGGAUUUGCGAUCGGUUGCUUCUUAUGCUUGGAGUGCAGCCGCAUUGGCAUUUUUAUACCGGCAAUUGGGUACUGCCACAAGGUAUGCCGUAAAACAGAUGGCGGGAUACAUGACAUUGUUGGAAGGUUGGAUUUACGAGCAUCUUGUUGGUGCUAGACCCCACCCCAAUUUGGACUAUAAAGAAGAUCAGCCUCGUGUCUUUCGUUGGAUUUCUCGCACCCAAUCUAGUUCGUCAACGUCUAUUUUACAAAGGUUGCGAGAGGACCUCGACAGAUUAGAAGCCCAUGACGUUAUUUGGGAUCCAUACCAUGAUAAGCGUAUUGAGCAUCCUUUUUCUGAUGUUGCUUAUUAUAGUGGAUGUUUAAAAUGUAUGCACAUUGUUGAACCAUACCAUCCAGAUAGGCGCAUUGACAGUGUCUUAAGCAUUUCACGUUCAAUGCUUGAAAUUGGAUACAAUGAAACAGCUCCCACCUGA